Ipomoea nil (Japanese morning glory) is the source of this 2143-nucleotide messenger RNA. RefSeq names its product zinc finger BED domain-containing protein RICESLEEPER 2-like. The transcript has 3 exons. Lineage: Eukaryota; Viridiplantae; Streptophyta; Magnoliopsida; Solanales; Convolvulaceae. Bases 1 to 2100 code for a protein of 699 amino acids. Gene Ontology annotation, molecular function: DNA binding; protein dimerization activity. The record is from RefSeq and is a predicted model, not a curated record.
AUGUCUUACGAAGAUUACAACACAAUUGAUGAACCUUCAAUUCCAAGUGUUGGUUCUUCAACAAUACCUAUUGAAAUGGAAGAACUAAACCCAACACCAAAUCAUCCAAAUGUGGAAAUCAUUGGAUUUGAAGGUGAUGUUGAGAAGGACAUUGGCCGAGAAGUUGAAGAAGUGGAAGGAGAAAGCGAACCUUAUAAGAAGAAGCAAAGGAAAAAAUCAUCAGUUAUUUGGCAAGAAAUGACAGUGGUGAAACUUGAGAAUGGGGAAGAAAAAGUGCAAUGCAAUCAUUGCAACUUUAAAUUGAAAAAGCAAAAGGAUGGCACGACCACACAAUAUAAAAGACAUUUAGACAGUUGCAUAAAACGCAGAAUCAAUCUUUCAGGGCAAAGGAACAUUUGUGUGGUUCCAUCGACACAAAAAUCGGAGAGUGUCAGUGGUGUUCAGAGUUGGAAGUAUGAUCAAGCAAGGAUGAGGGAGGUUAUAUCUCACAUGAUUAUGGUUCAUGAAUUGCCAUUUUCGUUUGUUGAGUAUGAACUCUUCAACAUAGUCAUGCAAUCUGCAAGUCCAUAUUAUGAGCGGAUUGGUCGAACAGCAACCACAAAAGAUUGUUGGUCAACUUAUGAGCUAGAAAAGAAACGAGUACAAGGAUUGUUGAAUUCAGUUGACAAAAUUAGUAUCACAACUGACAUAUGGACAUCAAAUCAGAACAUUCAAUACAUGGUGAUAACUUCUCAUUUUGUGGACAUGGACAGUAAGUUGCAGAAAAGAGUUCUAAACUUUGUUGAAGUGCUUCCCCCGCAUACCGGUACAUGUGUUUGUGAUGCAAUAUACAAAUGUUUGCAAGGAUGGGGUAUUGAAGAGAAAGUGUGGACAAUCACAGUGGAUAAUGCUUCUUAUAAUGAUUCAGCUGUGAGGUUGUUGCAUGACUCUCUUUCUUUUCAUACAACUUUGCCACUAGAAGGUAAGUUGUUUCAUGUUCGUUGUUGUGCACACAUAUUGAACAUUCUUGUGCAAGAUGGCCUUUCUGAGAUUAAGUCUAUCAUUGAAAAUGUCAGAGAUAGUGUCAAGUAUAUUAGUGCUUCACCUCAACGGUUGCAUAGUUUUAAUGAGAUUUGCAAACAGCUCCAAGUGCCUAACAAGAAGUUGAUUUUAGAUUGUUGCACUAGGUGGAAUGCAACAUUUGCUAUGUUAUCUUGUGCUUUGGAUUUCAAGCAAGUAUUUCCUCGGUAUCAACUUCGAGAUCCAAAUUACAAAUGCUUGCCUUCUGAGGAUGAUUGUAUUUGUUUUUUGAAUAUAGGUUCUGAAUAUCCAACAGCAAAUUUGUUUCUUCCUGAACUAUAUAACAUCAAAGAAAUUCUCGGUCAAAAGUCUGAAAGUGUAGAACCUUGGAUGAAAAACAUGGCCCAAAGGAUGCAGCAUAAGUUUGACAAAUAUUGGGGUAGUAGCAAUCUAUUACUUUCUAUUGCUGCCGUUUUAGAUCCUAGAAAUAAGAUGACAUUUAUCCAAUUUGCUUUUCCAGUCAUUUAUUCUGAAAAGGAAGCUACUACACAAAUUGGUAUUGUUCGUGAUGCUUUGUAUGAGUUAUACAGGAUCUAUUUGGAUAAACAUACAACAGCUUCAAACCAAUUAAUGGAAAAUGAUUCUCAAGCAAGGAAUACUUCUGUGCAAGGUGUUACUACUGUUUGGAAAGGGAAGGGACCGGCUGUUGAAACUGGGAGAUCAAAAUUUGAGAAAUUUGUGAGAAAUGUUGAUACUGUCCAACAUGUGAAGUCUGAAUUGGAUACUUAUUUACAGGAGGGUGUAUAUAUUUGUGAAGGGGAUUCGGUUGAAUUUAAUGCAUUGGAUUGGUGGAAGUCAAUGAACUUGAAGUUUAGAGUAUUAUCCAAAAUGGCAUGUGAAAUCUUAUCAAUUCCAAUCACAACGGUUGCUUCAGAGUCAACAUUUAGUGCUGGUGGUAGGGUUAUUGAUACAUAUCGGGCAUCUUUGGGGACCGAUACUGUCCAAAUGCUACUUUGUGGAAGUGACUGGUUGCGUAACUUAUAUGAUAUGAAAAGAAAACCAAAAUUUACUGAAGAUGUGAAGACUAUAUCACUGGAAUGAACUUGGAGUUAAGGUAUUAAGCUUUUGGGAUGAUGGAUGCAGA